Molecule: messenger RNA, 1638 nt
Organism: Tinamus guttatus (white-throated tinamou)
Lineage: Eukaryota; Metazoa; Chordata; Aves; Tinamiformes; Tinamidae
Source: RefSeq, a predicted model, not a curated record
GCCGCCAACAAGCAGUCGCCCAGCCCCUCGGAGACGUCGCAGUCGCCGGGCCGCGAGGUGAUGACCUACGCGCAGGCCCAGCGCAUGGUGGAGGUGGACCUGCACGGGCGCGUGCACCGCAUCAGCAUCUUCGACAACCUGGACGUGGUGUCCGAGGACGAGGAGGCCCCGGAGGAGGCGCCCGAGAACGGCAGCAACAAGGAGAACACGGAGACCCAGAGCGUCACCCCCAAGUCUGGGAAGCACAAGAACAAGGAGAAGCGCAAGGACUCCAACCACCAUCACCACAACGCCUCGGCCGGCACCACCCCGAAGCUGCCCGAGGUCGUGUACCGGGAGCUGGACCAGGACACCCCUGACGCCCCUCCUCGCCCCACCUCUUACUACAGGUACAUAGAGAAGUCGGCCGAGGAGCUGGACGAGGAGGUGGAGUACGACAUGGAUGAGGAAGACUACAUCUGGCUGGACAUCAUGAACGAGCGGCGGAAGACUGAGGGCGUGAGCCCGAUCCCCCAGGAGAUCUUCGAGUACCUGAUGGACAGGCUGGAGAAGGAGUCCUACUUCGAGAGCCACAACAAGGGGGAUCCCAACGCUCUGGUCGACGAGGACGCGGUGUGCUGCAUCUGCAACGACGGGGAGUGUCAGAACAGCAACGUGAUCCUCUUCUGCGACAUGUGCAACCUGGCGGUUCACCAGGAGUGCUACGGGGUGCCCUACAUCCCCGAGGGACAGUGGCUCUGCAGGCGGUGUCUGCAGUCACCCUCCCGAGCGGUGGACUGUGCCCUGUGCCCAAACAAGGGGGGAGCCUUCAAGCAGACGGACGAUGGGCGCUGGGCACACGUGGUGUGUGCCCUCUGGAUCCCGGAGGUGUGCUUUGCCAACACGGUCUUUCUGGAGCCCAUAGACAGCAUCGAGCACAUCCCGCCUGCGCGGUGGAAGCUCACCUGCUAUAUUUGCAAGCAGCGUGGCUCCGGGGCUUGCAUCCAGUGCCAUAAGGCCAACUGCUACACGGCUUUCCACGUGACCUGCGCCCAGCAGGCUGGACUCUACAUGAAAAUGGAGCCCGUCCGUGAGACGGGAGCCAACGGGACUUCCUUCAGCGUGCGCAAAACUGCCUACUGCGACAUCCACACGCCGCCGGGCUCCGUGCGCAGGCUGCCCGCGCUCUCCCACAGCGAAGGGGAGGAGGAGGAUGAGGAGGAAGAGGAGGAUGGUAAGGGCUGGAGCUCUGAGAAAGUGAAAAAAGCAAAGGCCAAGUCCAGAAUCAAAAUGAAGAAGGCACGGAAGAUCCUGGCAGAGAAACGAGCUGCAGCACCUGUGGUUUCUGUUCCCUGCAUCCCCCCACACAGGCUCAGUAAGAUUACGAACCGCUUAACUAUCCAGAGGAAGAGCCAGUUCAUGCAGAGGCUACACAGCUACUGGACUCUGAAAAGACAGUCCCGCAAUGGUGUCCCCCUGCUACGCCGCCUUCAGACGCACUUGCAGUCACAGAGGAACUGUGACCAGAGAGACACUGAGGAUAAGAACUGGGCCCUGAAGGAGCAGCUGAAGUCAUGGCAGCGCCUCCGCCAUGACCUCGAGCGUGCGCGCUUGCUGGUGGAGCUGAUACGCAAGCGGGAGAAGCUCAAGAGAGAGACG